Molecule: messenger RNA, 450 nt
Organism: Gongylonema pulchrum
Lineage: Eukaryota; Metazoa; Nematoda; Chromadorea; Rhabditida; Gongylonematidae
Source: the annotation of a GenBank genome assembly
UGGCCUGAUAAAAAGAGUGCGUUGAUUUUAGUUGGACCUGGCACAGGCGUCGCCCCAUUUCGGUCGAUACUUGCUUUCCGAAAAAAGGAAUUACAUGGAGAAAAGGAAAAUUCCAUGUUGUUUUUUGGAUGUCGUAGCGAAGAGAAGGAUUUCUACUUUAGAAGAGAGUGGCAUGUGCUGAGCGAUGCCCGUGUUAUCACAGCGUUUAGCAGAGACCAAGAAAACAAGAUUUAUGUACAACACCGGAUUGAAGAAUAUGGCGAUGAAGUGUGGCAUUUGUUGAAUAACGUCAACGGCCAUAUCUUCAUAGCGGGCAGAGCCGGUGAUAUGCCGCGUGAAGUGACAGAAUGUGUACAGAAAAUCGCAACUGAAAAAGGGAGUGAAGACUGCAAGAAAUUCAUGCAGAUGUUGGAAGCAGGCGGUAGGAUACAAUUCGAAACGUGGAACUGA